Messenger RNA from Mus musculus (house mouse), 5433 nucleotides. It is a transcript of the gene Abcc2, whose product is annotated as ATP-binding cassette, sub-family member 2. Bases 171 to 4658 code for a protein of 1495 amino acids. Gene Ontology annotation, molecular function: bilirubin transmembrane transporter activity; xenobiotic transmembrane transporter activity; ABC-type xenobiotic transporter activity. The record is from RefSeq and is a predicted model, not a curated record. NCBI's taxonomy places the organism in Eukaryota, Metazoa, Chordata, Mammalia, Rodentia, Muridae. Gene Ontology annotation, biological process: xenobiotic export from cell; xenobiotic transmembrane transport; bile acid and bile salt transport. Gene Ontology annotation, cellular component: apical plasma membrane; cell surface; membrane. The transcript has 32 exons.
UUGGCUCUUGGCGCCUUGGCAACUUUACAGAAUAUACAGAUCCAGGACCAAGAGAUUUGCUAUAACUAAAUUCUACCUUGCCAAGCAGGUUCGUUUAAAGGUUCAUCUUCAAAGAAGGACACAGAAAACAGGAAGCAACCAAGCAGACUAAAUUUAAAUACAAAUAUUUGAUGGCUGUGGCAGCGCUGAGUCAGAGCAAGAGGUACAGAAAAACAAAGGAGCUCAAACCAGUGUUCGUUGUGUGUCUUCUUAUUUUAGCAGCCAUAGACCUGUCUCUUGCACUCACAGAAGAUACUGGACAAGCCACAAUUCCUCCUGUUAAAUAUACAAAUCCAAUUCUCUACCUAUGCACUUGGCUCCUGGUGUUGGUGAUCCAACACUGCAGGCAAUGCUGUAUACAGAAGAAUUCUUGGUUCCUGUCCAUGUUCUGGAUUCUCUCUCUAUUAUGUGGCAUAUUCCAGUUUCAGACUCUGAUACGAGCACUCCUGCAGGAUAGCAAGUCCAACAUGACCUAUUCCUGCCUGUUCUUCGUCUCCUAUGGUUUCCAGAUUGUCAUUUUGAUCCUUUCAGCCUUUUCAGAAUCAAGCGACUCAACACACGCCCCAUCAGCUACAGCUUCAUUUCUGAGUAGCGUUACGUUUAGUUGGUAUGACAGCACUGUUCUGAAAGGUUACAAGCAUCCAUUGACAAUAGAAGAUGUGUGGGAUAUUGAAGAAAAUCUUAAAGCCAAGUCACUCACCAGCAAGUUUAAGACGAUCAUGACAAAGGACCUGCAGAAAGCCAGGCAGGCUCUUCAGAGGCGGCUGAAGAAGUCCCAGCAGAGCCCUGAGGGCACGUCACACGGAUUGACCAAGAAGCAGAGUCAGAGCCAAGAUGUCCUUGUCCUGGAAGACUCGAAAAAGAAGAAAAAGAAGUCUGAGGCCACCAAAGACUUUCCCAAAUCCUGGUUGGUGAAGGCUCUCUUCAAAACGUUCUACGUGGUGAUCCUGAAGUCAUUUAUUCUGAAAUUAGCACAUGAUAUUCUUUUGUUUCUGAAUCCUCAGCUGCUGAAAUUUCUCAUUGGCUUCGUGAAAGACCCUGACUCAUAUCCGUGGGUUGGAUAUAUCUAUGCAAUCCUAAUGUUCUCUGUGACUCUCAUCCAGUCUUUCUUCCUUCAGUGUUAUUUUCAAUUUUGUUUUGUGUUGGGAAUGACUGUACGGACAACCAUCAUAGCUUCCGUAUAUAAGAAGGCACUAACCCUAUCUAACUUGGCUAGGAGGCAGUACACGAUUGGAGAGACGGUGAACUUGAUGUCUGUAGAUUCCCAGAAGCUAAUGGACGUGACCAACUACAUACACUUGCUGUGGUCCAGUGUUUUACAGAUUGCUUUGUCCAUUUUCUUCCUGUGGAGAGAGUUGGGACCUUCGAUUUUAGCAGGUGUUGGGCUUAUGGUUCUCCUGGUCCCAGUUAAUGGCGUCCUGGCUACCAAGAUCAGGAAAAUUCAGGUCCAGAAUAUGAAGAAUAAAGACAAACGCUUAAAAAUCAUGAAUGAGAUUCUUAGUGGGAUUAAGAUCCUGAAAUACUUUGCCUGGGAACCUUCCUUUAAAGAGCAAGUGAACAGCAUUCGGAAGAAAGAACUCAGGAACUUGCUGCGCUUCAGCCAGCUGCAGACGAUUUUGAUUUUCAUCUUACACCUAACUCCAACCCUGGUGUCCGUGAUCACAUUUUCUGUUUACGUCCUGGUGGAUAGUCAAAAUGUUUUGAACGCGGAGAAGGCUUUCACCUCCAUCACCCUCUUCAAUAUCCUGCGCUUUCCUCUGGCCAUGCUUCCCAUGGUGAUCUCUUCAGUCAUCCAGGCCAGCGUCUCUGUAGACCGGCUGGAGCAGUACCUGGGAAGCGAUGAUCUGGACUUGUCUGCCAUUCGCCAUGUCUGCCAUUUUGAUAAAGCUGUGCAGUUCUCAGAAGCCUCUUUUACUUGGGACCGGGACUUGGAAGCCACAAUCCAAGAUGUGAACCUGGACAUAAAACCAGGCCAACUGGUGGCUGUGGUGGGCACUGUAGGCUCUGGGAAGUCCUCUUUGAUAUCAGCCAUGCUGGGAGAAAUGGAGAAUGUCCAUGGGCAUAUCACCAUCAAGGGCUCCAUAGCCUACGUCCCUCAGCAGGCCUGGAUUCAGAACGGGACCAUCAAAGAUAACAUCCUGUUUGGGUCAGAAUACGAUGAAAAGAAGUACCAGCGAGUUAUCGAAGCGUGCGCUCUCCUCCCAGACUUGGAAAUGUUGCCUGGAGGAGACAUGGCUGAGAUCGGAGAGAAGGGUAUAAAUCUCAGUGGCGGUCAGAAGCAUCGAGUCAGCCUGGCCCGGGCCACCUAUCAAGAUGCAGACAUCUAUAUUCUAGACGACCCCCUGUCGGCUGUGGACACUCACGUGGGAAAACACAUUUUCAACAAGGUUGUGGGCCCCAAUGGCCUGCUGAGCGGCAAGACUCGGAUCUUGGUUACACAUGGCAUUCACUUCCUUCCCCAAGUGGAUGAGAUUGUCGUUCUGGGGAAAGGCACCAUCUUAGAGAAGGGAUCCUAUAGUGACCUGAUGGACAAGAAAGGAGUGUUCGCUAAGAACUGGAAGACAUUCAUGAAGCAUUCGGGACCUGAAGGAGAGGCUACAGUCGAUAACGACAGUGAGGAAGAGGAUGGUGACUGUGGGCUGAUCCCAACUGUGGAGGAAAUUCCUGACGAUGCAGCUUCCUUGACCAUGAGAAGGGAGAACAGCCUUCGCCGAACACUGAGCCGCAGCUCUAGGUCCGGCAGCAGGCGUGGGAAGUCCCUCAAAAGCUCCUUGAAAAUUAAAAGUGUGAAUGCCUUGAAUAAGAAGGAGGAAGUAGUGAAAGGACAAAAACUAAUUAAGAAGGAAUUUGUGGAAACUGGGAAGGUAAAGUUCUCCAUCUACCUGAAAUAUCUGCAGGCGGUAGGAUGGUGGUCCCUGCUCUUCAUCGUCAUCUUCUACGUAUUGAACUAUGUGGCUUUUAUUGGCACUAACCUCUGGCUGAGUGCUUGGACCAGUGACUCUGAAAAACAGAAUGGGACCGACAAUUCACCUUCUCAGAGGGACAUGAGAAUCGGGGUCUUUGGAGCUCUGGGAAUAGCACAAGGUAUAUUUUUGCUUAGUUCAAGUCUAUGGAGUAUAUAUGCUUGCAGAAAUGCAUCCAAAACUUUGCACAGGCAGCUGUUAACCAACAUUCUCCGCGCACCCAUGAGUUUUUUUGACACAACUCCCACAGGCCGGAUUGUGAACAGAUUUGCCGGGGAUAUUUCUACGGUGGACGACACACUCCCCCAGACUUUGCGAAGCUGGCUGCUGUGUUUCUUCGGCAUAGUUAGCACUCUCGUGAUGAUCUGCAUGGCCACCCCCAUCUUCAUCAUCAUCAUCAUCCCUCUCAGCAUUCUCUAUGUAUCUGUGCAGGUGUUUUAUGUGGCUACAUCCCGCCAGCUGAGACGGCUGGAUUCUGUCACCAAAUCUCCGAUCUAUUCUCACUUUAGUGAGACUGUCUCUGGUUUGCCUGUUAUUCGGGCCUUUGAGCACCAGCAGAGAUUUCUAGCAAACAGUGAGAAGCAGAUUGACACCAACCAGAAAUGCGUCUUUUCCUGGAUUACCUCCAACCGGUGGCUUGCCAUUCGCCUGGAGCUGGUUGGAAACCUGAUUGUCUUCUGCUCGGCCUUGCUUCUGGUUAUUUAUAAGAAUUCCUUAACCGGGGACACUGUGGGCUUUGUUCUGUCCAACGCCCUCAACAUCACACAAACCCUGAACUGGCUAGUGAGGAUGACGUCAGAAGUAGAGACCAACAUCGUGGCUGUUGAGCGAAUAAAUGAAUACAUAAAUGUGGAUAAUGAGGCGCCGUGGGUGACCGACAAGAAGCCUCCGGCAGAUUGGCCCAAAAAAGGUGAGAUCCAGUUCAACAACUAUCAAGUGCGGUAUCGGCCGGAGCUGGAUCUGGUCCUGAAAGGGAUUACUUGUAACAUCAAGAGCACCGAGAAGGUCGGUGUGGUGGGCAGGACCGGAGCUGGAAAAUCAUCCCUCACAAACUGCCUCUUCAGAAUCUUAGAGUCUGCAGGUGGCCAGAUCAUCAUUGAUGGGAUUGAUAUUGCCUCCAUUGGACUGCACGACCUUCGAGGGAGACUGACCAUCAUUCCCCAGGACCCCAUUUUGUUCUCUGGGAAUCUGAGGAUGAAUCUCGACCCUUUCAACAAAUACUCGGAUGAGGAGAUCUGGAGGGCCCUGGAAUUGGCUCAUCUCAAAUCCUUUGUGGCUGGCCUGCAACUUGGGUUGCUCCAUGAAGUGACAGAGGGCGGUGACAACCUGAGCAUAGGGCAGAGGCAGCUCCUAUGCCUGGGUAGGGCCGUGCUUCGAAAAUCCAAAAUCCUGGUCCUGGACGAAGCCACAGCCGCAGUGGAUCUAGAGACGGAUAGCCUCAUUCAGACGACCAUCCGGAACGAGUUCUCCCAGUGCACGGUCAUCACUAUCGCACACAGGCUGCACACCAUCAUGGACAGUGACAAGAUAAUGGUCCUAGACAGCGGCAAGAUUGUUGAAUACGGCAGUCCUGAAGAACUGCUGUCCAAUAUGGGUCCCUUCUACUUGAUGGCCAAGGAAGCCGGCAUUGAAAGUGUGAACCACACGGAGCUCUAGCAGUGCUCCCUGGCUAGCGGACUAGAAGAACAUUUCUUAGUUACUUUUGUUCUUGUGACUGUGUCAUAGGGGCACAGAUACACAGUUUGUUGCUGUUGCUCAGGUUGGCCUCAAACUCUAAGGCUCAAGCAAUCUCUGGUCUCAACCACCCUGUAAAAAAAUACACUUAAAAGGGUAUCAUAAAUAAAUACUUAAAUAAAUAGUAUCAGGUACCUUAGAAAAUCCACAACUGAGCUGGGGAGAUAGCUCGGUUGUUAGGGUGCUUGCCUUGAAAGCGUGAGGGUCCGAUUUGAUCCCUAGAACCCCCUUAUUAUCAUUUUUUUUAAAGUACGGGCAUAGUUGUCCAUGAUAACAGUUUGAGUGUUGGACAGCCAGAGGUAGUCAGGUCCUGGGGCUCACUAGCCAGCCAGCAGAGCUAGCCUGCUUGGAAAAUCCCAGAUCAGGAAGAGACCCUGUCUCAAAAAAACAAAAAAACAACAACAAAACCCCUAGGUGGACAGAGCCAAAGGCCUCAACACGCACAAACAUCUGCAUACACACCUCAAAAUGGAAGCCUCGUUGCCUUGCCUUGAUCAUAAGUUCUUGCUACCCCACCAUUCCCAGAAAUAACCGCUAUUCCUAAGUUUCACAGUUCUUUUGCCUGUUGUUUUAGUGUUUACUGCCUCUGUAUGCUCAGGCCAUAUAUGCUGUUUUAUCUGAUGUAAAUGGACUCAUACAGCUUGCGUCCUGUGGCUACACCUUUGUUAACAAUACAUUUGCAGUUUGUCUACACUGA